Micromonas commoda is the source of this 639-nucleotide messenger RNA. RefSeq lists its product with no specific name. Lineage: Eukaryota; Viridiplantae; Chlorophyta; Mamiellophyceae; Mamiellales; Mamiellaceae. The coding region runs from base 1 to 639 and encodes 212 amino acids. The transcript has a single exon. The record is from RefSeq and is a predicted model, not a curated record.
AUGUCGCAAGACGGACGAUCGCCCCUCUGGGGCUACCGCUGCGCGGUCCUCUCCGUCACCCUCCUCGUCGCGCUCAUCGCCGCGUACAUCCUCGCGUCGCGCGUCAACGACGCCGAGGCGCGGGGCGACCUCGCGCGCCGCGCUCGGCACCGGCACCGCAAGCUCCUCUUCUCUCCCGUCUACCCGGUCUCGCCCUUCUUCCUCCCGUGGCGCCCGCGCGACCCCGAGUCGUGGCGGUCGUGGCAACCCCGCGUGCUCGAGUUCGACGUCAACGGCGGCGACGUCGUCGGCGAGUUGACCGCGCGAAGAUCGGGAUACACCGGCGUGGCGGUCACCGCGGACGCUUCCUUGAACGUCGCGGAUAAAAUUCGCGACGAACGCUUCCCGAACGAGGGCGGGCACGAGUACGCGUACGAGUACUACGACGACGAGACCGGCGAGUGGGUGCCCGCGGAGGAUGAGGAUGAUGAUGAUGAUGAUGAACAGGAGGUUAAGAUGGUGGAGGAGACGCAGGGCGCCGCCGCGAGGUUCGGUGAAGCCGGCGCGGGUUUCGGCGCGGCGGGGACGGAGGGACGAGCGUCGGGGCUGGAGAACCUGGGCGCGGGCCUCGGCGCCGUCGGUGGGACCCUCGGCCGAUGA